AUGUCUGUCGCCACCGAGUUGAGCCGUUCGACGCUGGCAGCGGAGGCCGAUGGAAGAAGGAUCCCCUGGCCCCACAAGCGGAACCUCGCACACAGCACCUGGAUCCGCCACGCGGCAGACGCGGCGGACGCGAGCUCGGCGGUGGCGGGCCCGUCGACGACGAUGACGCUGGAGGAGCGGAUGGCGACGAUUGCGUCUGUGGGUGAGGAGAUCAACUCUGCGGAGCGGCUGGAGGAGCUGCUGGGCCGCAAGGCCAAGCCGCGGUGCUACGACGGGUUCGAGCCGUCGGGGCGGAUGCACAUUGCGCAGGGCAUCCUCAAGGCCAUCAACGUCAACAAGCUGACGUCGUCGGGCUGCGAGUUUGUUUUCUGGGUCGCCGACUGGUUUGCGCUGCUCAACAACAAGAUGGGCGGCGACCUGAAGCGCAUCCGUGUGGUGGGGAAGUACAUGAUCGAGGUGUGGAAGGCAUGCGGGAUGGACAUGACCAACGUCAAGUUCCUCUGGUGCGCCGACUCGAUUAACGAGCGGCCCGACGAGUACUGGCGCAUGGUCAUGGACAUUGCCCGCUCGUUCACCAUUUCGCGCAUCAAGCGCUGCGGCCAGAUCAUGGGCCGCUCCGAGGGUGACGACCAGCCGGCCUCGCAGAUCUUCUACCCGGCCAUGCAGGCUGCCGACAUCUUCUUCCUCGGCGCCGACAUUUGCCAGCUCGGCAUGGACCAGCGCAAGGUCAACAUGCUCGCCAUCGACUACGCCAACAAGAUCGGCGUCCCGCCGCCGGUCGUCGUCUCGCACCACAUGAUCAUGGGCCUCACCGGCGAGAAGAUGUCCAAGUCGGACCCCAACUCGGCUAUCUUCAUGGAGGACGACACCGCCGCUAUCCGCAAGAAGAUCAAGGCUGCCUUUUGCGAGAUCGGCAACAUCGAGAAGAACCCCGUUCUCGAGUACUGCAAGUACAUCAUCUACCCCGCCGGCGUGGUCCUCACCAUCGAUGGCGAGGAGUUUGCCACCUACGACGCCGUCGAGGCCGCCUUUCUCGACGGCUCGCUCCACCCGGGCGCUCUCAAGCCCGCUGUCGCCGACGCCAUCGACAGCCUUGUCGAGCCCGUCCGCCAGCACUUCCGCAAGGAUCCGGUCGCCCGCGAGCUCCUCAAGAAGGUUCAGUCGUUCAAGGUGACCAAGUAAGGCCCUCCGCCCUCUGUGAGCCUCCAGUAAACUUGCCUGUCCCA
Thecamonas trahens ATCC 50062 is the source of this 1226-nucleotide messenger RNA. RefSeq names its product tyrosyl-tRNA synthetase. Gene Ontology annotation, biological process: tRNA aminoacylation for protein translation. Lineage: Eukaryota; Apusomonadida; Apusomonadidae. Bases 1 to 1182 code for a protein of 393 amino acids. The record is from RefSeq and is a predicted model, not a curated record. Gene Ontology annotation, molecular function: tyrosine-tRNA ligase activity; ATP binding. The transcript has 2 exons.